This is a messenger RNA of Parasteatoda tepidariorum (common house spider), 2889 nucleotides long. It is a transcript of the gene Pka-R1, whose product is annotated as protein kinase, cAMP-dependent, regulatory subunit type 1. The record is from RefSeq and is a predicted model, not a curated record. Gene Ontology annotation, biological process: negative regulation of cAMP-dependent protein kinase activity. Gene Ontology annotation, cellular component: cAMP-dependent protein kinase complex; cytosol. Lineage: Eukaryota; Metazoa; Arthropoda; Arachnida; Araneae; Theridiidae. Gene Ontology annotation, molecular function: cAMP binding; protein kinase A catalytic subunit binding; cAMP-dependent protein kinase inhibitor activity.
GUUUAUACGACGGUUCAAUCAAAAGAAAUCUUGUAUUAUCUGGACUCGCGGCCACUACAGCUGCAUUUGCAAAUCUAAACUGAAGAUCAGCUGCCAUCUCUUCUGCUCUCCUCUGACAACGACUGCCAUUUUAAAGUACACAAUAGAGACAUUUAGAAGUACUUUAUUUCUUCGCUGGAAUUGAAAAGACUUGAAAUGACCCUUUAAGCGUGCUGCUGAAUACAUCUUUUUUCUCUCUCUCUGGGAAUAUUUAGAUAAACACUAGAUGGCGCAAUCUUCAAGCACGGAGGCUGCUGCAGCUGCUAAACAGCAAAAAAAUUUAAAUGCUACUAGUCCCUGUGAUGAACAUGAAGAUGACAUCUGUGCUACUCCAAAUAUGGCACCUACACAACGUAUCCGGCGUGGAGCUGUCAGUGCUGAGACAUAUUCAGAAGAAGAUGCAACAACUUACGUUAAAAAGGUUGUCCCAAAGGACUAUAAAACGAUGACAGCUCUUUCAAAAGCUAUUGAAAAAAAUGUCUUAUUUGCUCAUUUAGAUGAUUCAGAAAGAAGUGACAUUUUCGAUGCGAUGUUUCCAGUUGUACAUUCAGCUAAUGAACUGAUUAUUAUGCAAGGAGAUCAGGGUGAUAAUUUCUAUGUCAUAGAUCAAGGCGAAGUUGAUAUAUUUGUAAAUAAUGUGCUGGUUACCACUAUUGGGGAAGGUGGAAGCUUUGGUGAGCUUGCUUUAAUUUAUGGAACACCCAGGGCUGCUACUGUUAAGGCUAAAAUUGAUUGCAAAUUAUGGGCUAUUGAUAGAGAUACGUACAGAAGAAUUUUGAUGGGAAGUACAAUACGGAAGAGGAAAAUGUACCAAGAAUUUCUCAGUAAAGUAUCUGUGUUGGAAAGCUUGGAUGAAUGGGAAAGGCUCACAGUUGCAGAUGCAUUGGAACCAAUGCAGUUCAAUGAUGGUGACAUUAUUGUAGAACAAGGACAACCAGGAGAUGAUUUCUUUAUCAUAGAAGAUGGUACUGCAGUUGUACUUCAACGGCGAGCUGAAGAUGAGCCGCAAGUUGAAGUAGGACAUUUAGGUCCAUCUGAUUACUUUGGAGAAAUAGCUCUACUUUUAGAUCGGCCAAGGGCUGCUACAGUUAAAGCAAAGGGUCCUCUGAAAUGCAUCAAGCUUGACCGUGCAAGAUUUGAGCGCAUCCUUGGGCCUUGUGCUGAUAUUUUGAAACGUAACAUGACUCAUUACAACAGCCUCAUUUCACUAUCAGUGUAAUUUUCAUUUGGCCAAAUAUUCAGUGUACUCAAAUGGAUUGUAUUGCCUCUACCAAACUUCUGCAUCAAAUGGAUUGCAUACAGCACUUUCUCAAUGCUGCAGGAAGUGGUACAUUCCCUUUCUUAUCCCCCAUACUGGUCAAAAACAAAGGAAAGAAAUCCAUUGCAACCCUCCCCAGCGGUCAAUAAUUUUGACCAAAAUAUCUUCAUCAGUCUAUUUGUGCAUUUAUUACAAUAUUACUUGUAAAUUUUUUCCUUCUGUCGUUAAGUAUGAAAUAAUCUUGGAUUUCUGUGGUGUGAUUUGAACUCAUUCUUUCUUUAUAACUGUAACUUUCUUCUGUUCUUUCUCUUUGAAAUAUAAAUUGAUAUGAGGCAUUCUAAGCCCGUCCUGAAGAUCGUUGAAUGGAAAAAAAUAUAAGGGUGCAACGUUUACAUCAUUCAGAAAAAAAGAAGAAGAAAGGAACCAAAGAUGACAUUAAUUAGGUGUAAAGUUAUUGCUUUGUUUGAAAGAUAGGUUGCUUGUGACAUUUUCCCAACAUUUGUCUUGCAGCUCAUUGAUUUUUUUUUCUCAAGUUGAUUCAGCAACUGAUGUUUUGUAUGGAUUUCAUUGGAGUGAUAGAGAGAUUAAAAAAGAAACUGAAAAAAACUAGUUCUUGAACGGGAAAGUACUCUGCUAUAUUUUCUCCCUUGAAUAUAUUGCUGAUUUCGUAUAUUGGAGGGAUUAGCUUUUUUGUAUAGACAAAUCAUUUAAAUAACUUCUUUUCUAAUUAUGUGCUUUUCACCAAAUGCCAAUUCCUCCUCUCAAAGCAAAAAUAUUUUCUAUGGCUUGUAAAAAAUUGGUUUGUAAUUUUUUAAAUAUAUUUUGAGAGUUUAAAAAAGUUCGUUAUUGAUUAACCUUGAUGAAACCUUAGUCUUGUUACUGUUCUGUAUAUAUGUACGAUCUAAAUAUGAAAUUUCUGUCUGAGCUCGUGGAAAUAGUAAAGUACUUAAGUAAAAUGAAAGUUUUAAUUAAAAAAAAAUGUUGUAUUAAAGAUUGUGUGUUCUAGUUGUAGUAUAGACAUAUCUGUAACCUGAAUAUUUUUUUCCCUGGAAAGGUUAAGGAUUAUUACAAAAAAAAAAUGUUGACCUUUUGAAAUAUUUUUAGUUUUUGUUAUUUAAAUUACUGUUGUUAAAUUAAUUUUGUUUGUGAUUUUUGCAUAGUUUUAAAAUCUGUUUGUAUAUGUGUCUUUUUCUAACGCAAAAGCAAUGGAUAAAAAUUAUAUUUAUUAAAUUUGGGGACUAGUCACUUUUUAGUUGCAGUUGCGUAGGACUCUUUUAUACGAAAUAGUUUUGCUCUAUUUUUAUUUUGUAAUGUUGGAUUUCAUUCUGUGCAUUUAAUUGCCUUAUUUUUGCACAUUCUAUUUUAAUGCAAAUACGUGUGUAAUGUUGAUAUUGAGACAAAAUUUAGGAACAUAAAUUUUUAUAGCUCAUAUGUAUUCAAGAGCUUUAUAAAUAGAUUUGUUUUUAAAAAUUAUAUGCUGAUUAAUUCGAUGAAGUAUUUUACUUGUUUUUGUCUUAGUUUUAUCUUUUUUUGAAAAGAAUUGUAGUUAAAAUUGAGCGAGCUUGUAUGGAAAUAAAUAUAUAUAUACUGGA